UAAUGAAGAUAGUAAUGAGAAGUUCAAAGUUAGAAUAGUUAAUGAAAUUCAAAGGGAAACAUGAUAUAAGUUGUUAAGGUAUUGAAUAAUUUGAUUGAGAGAGUUCAAAUAGUUGAUAAUGGAUACAAGACAACAAUUUACAUAAUUAAAUGGAGAAUAAUUAAAUUGUGUUGUAGAUUUAAUGAAGCAUGACUAAUUAGUAGAUGAUGAUAAUACAGACUAUUUAUUGACAGCAAUUAAGAAUGUUGAAGAUUAAUAAAUCAAAUAUUAACUUUUAGAUAAAAUCAUAUUGCCAACUUCCAAUUUUUCAAAGGAAUAAGUCAAAUAAAUAGAAUAGAUAAUUGAAAAUUGUUAAUAAUAUGCUAUGGGAUUGUCAUUAAUGGGAAAGAUGGUUGCUUUUUAUGAUUAUUAGAAUAUAUAAAUAAUGAAUAAAUUUGUUAAGGAAUUUGAUGUUACUAAAACAAAUGCAGAAUAAUUAGGUGCUGCUUGCAUUGGUUUAGCAUUGGGAUAAUACAAAGAUAAAUAAUUAUGGGAUGAUAUUGCCUAACAUUGUUUAAAAUUAGACAAGGAUUUUCAUUCAUAUAUGAGAAUAGCAACAGGAAUGGGAUUGACAAAUAAUGGUAAUGUUGAGUUUUGGAAUGAUUUUAUUGAAUAAUUUAGAAAAUAAUUAAAAACUAUAAAUGAAGAUCUAUUUACAUAAUCAUUACAAGUUAUAUCCUAACAAAAUGUUGUUUCAUUAGAAUUAUGUGAAGCAGAAAUAGAAUACUAUAUAAUUAAUUCACAUAUUAGAAUUGAAAAUAUGAUGUCAAUCUAUGUAUCUAUGGCAAGAAAAUAAUUAGGAUCAUAAUAAUUAUAUUCUAAAUUAUAAUAAGAUAUAUAUGAAAUGUAAUUAUCUGGAGAUGAUUUAAUUUUAUAUGUAAUUGAAUUAAUGCAAGUAAAGGAUAGAUUACCAAAUUAAACUCUAAAUGUCUUGGUAGCUAAAGCAUACUCAGAAAGUCAAAAUCAAGAAUUAAUAGAUAAAUUAACAAAUUUAAUAAAAUGA
This is a messenger RNA of Paramecium pentaurelia, 1042 nucleotides long. The record is from the annotation of a GenBank genome assembly. Lineage: Eukaryota; Ciliophora; Oligohymenophorea; Peniculida; Parameciidae.